AUGCUUCUAGACUUUAUCAAGGAUCCCUUUACCUAUUCUAUAUCUUUCUAUAUAAUUUCUGCAUUCUCAAUUCCAAUUCACAUAUUUGGAUCGUAUUGUAUACUAGUUAAAACUCCAGUUAUCAUGAAGUCAGUGAAAUGAGCGCUCUUCAACCUUCAUUUUUGGUCUGCCGCCCUAGAUAUAUUCGGUAGUUUAUUCGUUCAACCACUUCUAUGUACUCCUGCAUUGGCUGGAUUUUCACUAGGACUAUGUGGUUGGAUGGGAAUGCCCACGCCGAUUUGGGCGAUUGGUUAUCUGGCGCUUUUUAGACG
Molecule: messenger RNA, 311 nt
Organism: Caenorhabditis elegans
Lineage: Eukaryota; Metazoa; Nematoda; Chromadorea; Rhabditida; Rhabditidae
Source: the annotation of a RefSeq genome assembly